AGGGGUAAGGCGAACUUAUUAAAAAUUCACCAACAACGAGAAUAAAAACCGAUAUCAAUUCGUCCCUACCACUUAGUCUCCUCCUGAGGAUGUCAUAGUUCAUCCAUAAUUUCCCCGUUGACAGUGCGUUUCGUUAAUUGCAUUCUAAUACAUUGAUGAACUUGGUGCAUUUUAGACACGUUCCGUUGUUACUGAAUAAAGUCAAAGCGGGGAAAAUCAAAAUGAAGAUGCGGUUUCCGGUCAAACUGGCCAUUGGGUCGUUUUGCGCGUUUCUUUUUAUCGUUAUCGUGGGUUUCGUGAUGUUCCCUAGAAUGAUUACUUCUAAAGUUAAGCAGAUGGUUAAUCUCGCACCCGGCAUGGAAAUCAGAGGCAUGUUCCUUAAAGUGCCCUUCGGAUUAUCGUUCAAAGUGUACAUUUUCAACGUAACCAACCCCAUGGAAAUUCAGGAAGGUGCUAUACCUGAAGUAAAGGAAGUAGGACCUUUCUGCUUCCUCGAAUGGAAAGAAAAAGUGGAAGUCACCGACGAUGAAGACAACGAUAUCAUUUCUUAUCUAUCCAAAGAUACAUUCACGAGAACAGACGGGCCCGGAUGCGUCUCCGGUCAAACAGUAGUCACAAUUCCCCAUCCAAUGAUACUGGGAAUCGUUAAUGCCGUACAAAGGGCCAAACCAGGAGCCCUGUCCUUGAUCAACAAGGCUAUUAAAUCGAUUUACGACAAUCCCACUUCCAUAUUUCUAACUGCCAAAGUGGACGACAUCCUCUUCGAUGGCGUGAAUAUUAAUUGCGGAGUGACGGACUUCGCCGGGAAAGCUAUUUGCACGCAAUUGAGAAACUCCGGUACUUUGAGAGAGGUCGACGAUAAAAUACUGGCGUUUUCAUUGAUGGCACCGAAAAACGGUACCGUACAGAAGAGAAUCAAAGCCCUUCGAGGAACCAGAAACUACCACGAUGUGGGUAGAAUUGUGGAACACGAUGGCCAAACUAAAAUGUCCGUAUGGCCCACUGAAGAAUGUAAUAAAAUAACCGGAACUGAUGGUACUAUUUUCCCUCCGAUGCUCACUACAGAAGAAGGUUUGGUCUCGUUUGCUCCGGAUCUUUGCAGGUCGUUGGCUGCGUUUUGGGUAAAGAAAACCAAGUACGAUGGUAUUCCUGUCAACGAAUACAGCGCUUCAUUGGGAGACAUGUCUAAAAACGAGCACGAGAAAUGCUAUUGCUACACGCCGGAUACUUGCCUGAAGAAAGGUUUGAUGGAUUUGUACAAAUGCAUCGGGGUGCCGAUAUACGCUUCGAUGCCUCAUUUCUACGAUUCCGACGAAUCAUAUCUAAAAGGCGUCAAAGGUUUGAAGCCUAUUAAAAAGGAACACGAAAUUACUAUUUUAUUCGAACAAUUAACAGGUGGGCCAGUUUCUGCUAAAAAACGUCUACAAUUCAGCAUGCCUUUAGAACCGAUACAGAAAGUAGACAUCUUCAAGAAUUUCACAUCGACAGUCCUUCCUAUGUUUUGGGUCGAAGAGGGCGUGGAUUUGAACAACACAUUCACCAAGCCGCUCAAGACGCUCUACACCAUGAAAAAGGUGGUGGCGAUUUCUAAAUGGGUGAUUCUACUGGCGUCCCUGGGAGGCAUGGGAGCGUCCGCUUACCUUUUUUUCAACAGCAAAAAUAAAGUAAUCAUCACCAAAGUGAAGGAUCAGGCGAAUAAAGUGGGAAGCGGAAUAUCGACUGUGAACGGGCACGUUAAUAGAGCGAUGUCUGACAAUGAAGUGAAUAAGUUUUAGGAAGUUUCUUUUGUAUAUUUUUACUGCGUAUUUAUGAGAAUAAUUAGCUAAGAAUAUCGUCGCUAAUUUUACUAGAUUUGGAUAUUUAUUUACAAUGACGAGAAGUGAUGAUCUAAAAACUAUUGCACGUGCACAUAAAAAUAUUUUUGUAAAUGUUGAUUGGUUUUAUAAAACUUUUGAAACUCAAUUUAUUUUUAAUUGGUUGUAAACAUUUUUACAGUAAUUCACCAAUCGAGACUUUCAAGUUUUUUGAAACCUGAUAUUUUUGUGAAAUUGUUAAGAUUUUAAAAGUUUACGAAAGCAUAAUAUUAAUGUAGAUACCACUAUUCUUGAUGUGAUAAACAAAAGUUAAUUGUAGCACUUGUUGGCCAAAUAAAAUCUCUAAUUACUUUA
This is a messenger RNA of Phyllotreta striolata, 2168 nucleotides long. NCBI's taxonomy places the organism in Eukaryota, Metazoa, Arthropoda, Insecta, Coleoptera, Chrysomelidae. The record is from the annotation of a GenBank genome assembly.